AUGUACAUAAAAAAAGUAAUAAUUCAAGGUUUCCGGAGUUACCGAGAUCAAACAUGCCCGGAAGAAUUCAGCCCUCAUCACAAUAUUAUUGUUGGUAGAAAUGGCUCCGGAAAAUCGAAUUUUUUCCAAGCGAUUCAAUUUGUCCUGUCAGACGAGUACAGCCAUCUCAGUAACCAAGAGCGGCAAAAUUUGCUUCAUGAGGGUACGGGCCCUAGGGUUAUUUCGGCAUACGUGGAAAUGAUUUUUGAUAACAGUGACAACCGGAUUCCGUUUGAUAAAAAUGAAGUUUCGUUACGCCGCAUCAUUGGAAGCAAGAAGGACCAAUACUUUCUCGACAAAAAGAUGGUCACUAAGGCGGAUGUCAUGAAUAUGUUGGAGAGCGCCGGCUUCUCUCGCAGCAAUCCCUAUUACAUCGUAAAACAAGGAAAGAUUACACAGUUGGCCACUUCUCCUGACAGCCAACGUCUAAAACUCCUACGUGAAGUCGCCGGAACUCGAGUCUAUGAUGAACGCAAAGAAGAAAGCAAGCAGAUCUUUCGCGAAUCAGAAGCUAAACGCGAACAGAUUUCCGAGUUGCUUAACAGUAUCGAAGAACGUCUUCGAACACUAGAGAACGAGACCAAAGAACUGAAGGAAUAUCAAAAAUGGGAUCGAGAUCGACGAGCACUUGAAUAUACAAUUUAUGAUAGAGAAUUGAAGGAAACAAGAAAAAAACUAGAAGAACUGCAGGCAAGAAGAGAACAAAGCAGCGAGAGUACAGCUGAAACACGCCGAGCCGCAAAGGAAACUGCAGAUCAGAUUGAGGUGAGUUUCUGA
This is a messenger RNA of Dibothriocephalus latus, 816 nucleotides long. Lineage: Eukaryota; Metazoa; Platyhelminthes; Cestoda; Diphyllobothriidea; Diphyllobothriidae. The record is from the annotation of a GenBank genome assembly.